GUGGCGUUAUAUAUCGGUGGCAACUGUCAAAUGAGACGGUGAUUAUAAUAUAACCAGUUCAUAUAUAUCUAUUCUUGACUUAAGUUGGUUGUACUUUGUGCUGAGGAAGUGGUACACUAUGUGUGGAAUACUGGCAGUGCUGGGUUGCUCCGACGAUUCUCAGACCAAAAGGGCUCGAGUCCUUGAGCUGUCUCGCAGGCUAAAGCACCGUGGUCCGGAUUGGAGUGGGCUGUAUCAGCGUGAUGGUUGCUUUAUAGCUCAUCAACGGCUAGCCAUUGUUGACCCUGCCUCCGGAGAUCAACCCCUCUAUAACGAAGAUAAAACUAUAGUUGUAGCGGUGAAUGGUGAGAUAUACAACCAUGAGGAUCUACGCAGUCAUUUGCCUCGUCAUAAAUUUAAAACUGGAAGUGAUUGUGAAGUUAUUGCACAUCUUUACGAGGAGUACGGAGAAAACUUUGUUAACAUGUUGGACGGGAUGUUUUCCUUCGUGUUACUCGACACCCAUGAUAACAGCUUCAUUUCUGCUCGUGAUGCUAUCGGGAUCACACCCCUCUACAUCGGUUGGGCACUUGACGGUUCGGUUUGGGUGUCAUCUGAGCUAAAAGGUUUAAAUGAUGAAUGUGAGCAUUUUGAAGUGUUUCCGCCAGGACACUUGUUCUCGAGCAAAACAGGCGGUUUUAAGAGGUGGUACAACCCUCCAUGGUUCAACGAGACGAUUCCAUCUGCUCCUUAUGAUCCCAUUGCUCUAAGACACGCGUUAGAAAGCGCCGUGAUCAAAAGGCUCAUGACAGAUGUACCCUUUGGAGUUCUUCUAUCCGGAGGGUUAGAUUCGUCAUUGGUUGCAUCGAUCGCAGCUCGUCAUUUGUCUGGUACAAAAGCCGCCAAGCUGUGGGGAGCUCAACUUCAUUCUUUUUCGGUUGGUCUUGAGGGUUCACCAGACCUAAAGGCUGCAGCAGAGGUAGCUGAUUGUUUGGGGACGGUUCAUCAUGAGUUUCACUUCAGUGUUCAAGACGGUAUUGAUGCAAUAGAAGAUGUAAUAUACCAUAUUGAAACAUACGACGUGACAACGGUUAGAGCUAGCACCCCGAUGUUUCUAAUGGCGCGUAAGAUCAAGUCCCUUGGAGUGAAAAUGGUGAUCUCUGGUGAGGGUGCAGAUGAGAUAUUUGGCGGGUAUUUGUAUUUCCAUAAGGCACCCAACAAGGAAGAGUUCCACCGGGAAACUUGUCGCAAGAUCAAAGCAAUUCAUCUGUAUGACUGCUUGAGAGCUAACAAGUCGACAUCCGCUUGGGGUGUGGAAGCACGAGUCCCGUUUCUAGAUAAAGAGUUCAUCAAUGUGGUUAUGAGUAUCGACCCCGAAAUGAAAAUGAUUGAUACGGAGAAAAACCGCAUAGAAAAGUGGAUUCUUCGAAAGGCUUUCGACGAUGAAGAUCAUCCGUAUUUACCAAAGCAUAUUUUGUAUAGGCAGAAAGAGCAGUUUAGUGAUGGGGUCGGGUAUAGCUGGAUCGAUGGACUAAAAGACCAUGCGGAACUUCAUGUGACUGAUAAAAUGAUGCUUAACGCGUCACAUAUCUACCCUCACAACACACCACAAACAAAAGAAGCAUAUUACUACCGGAUGACCUUUGAACAGUUUUUCCCUCAGAAUUCGGCGAUCUUAACCGUGCCAGGUGGUGCGAGUGUGGCUUGCAGCACUGCAAAAGCAAUUGAAUGGGACGCUGCAUGGUCCAACCAUCUUGACCCUUCAGGCAGAGCUGCUCUUGGAGUUCAUGAUUCGGCCUAUGAGGUUAAUCACCGUCCAGAAUUGCAACGAAGCCGAGAUUCAGGCUCAGGGUGUUUUUAAUCAAAGGAUUCAGAAUUGGGGCUUAACCUCGACAAGGGGUUUGAUUAGAGAGAUUUGGGGGUGAAAUGUCGUUGUUGCCGGUGAAGAUUUGCAUGAAUGAAUUGUGUGGGGUUACGACUACUGCUCAAUGGAAGAGAGGGUGGCCCAUGAAAGUCGGUGGUGUUGCUACACUCUGUUAUGCUUGUGGAGUGAUAUAGAUCUUUCCUGGAGUUUUGCAAGUCAGCCCAAAUCUAGGAGCACAAAUAAUGGCAAUAGUCGAGUUGCUUUUUUUCAGAGACCGACUGCUUUAAGCCAUCAGAGGCUCACCAGGUCUAUGAGCCAAGCACCUCAGAUGAGGUUACAUGAUAACUACUUGAGUGAUAUAGAUCUUUCCUGGGGUUCUGCAAGGCAAGCCAAAUCUACGAGUGUGAAUAGCGACAAUAGUCGGGUUCCUUCGUUUCAAAGACCCACUGCUUCAAGUCAUCGGAGGCUCACCAGGUCUAUGAGCCAAGCACCACAGAUGAGGAGGUCACAUGAUGACUACGUGGUCCGUCGAGUCCCCACGUCCACCUAUUUGCAGCCAGAGUAAGCGUAACUGAACCUAUGACCCGAGAACCUAUCUGCUGAAUUAUUUUUAAUGUAUCUUUUCGGUUAGUGCAAGAUAACAUCCCCAUUUCUUGUCUGGUUCGACUCAACUUGAAUCUAACUAAAUGAUCUUCCAUUAUAAAAUUUGUUUUUGUUUCUGUAGUUUUUAGAAUAGUCAGAAUAGUAAAACUUGCAAGUGCUUUAGAAUUGUUCCACCCCAUUUUGUAUUCAACCAAACUUCUAAACACUUUAUAUUUUCCUUGGCUUGUAUGCUCCAUAUAUUACAGCCUUUUAUUUUCAA
Helianthus annuus (common sunflower) is the source of this 2705-nucleotide messenger RNA. RefSeq names its product asparagine synthetase [glutamine-hydrolyzing]. Gene Ontology annotation, cellular component: cytosol. The coding region runs from base 119 to 1840 and encodes 573 amino acids. The transcript is spliced from 16 exons. Gene Ontology annotation, molecular function: asparagine synthase (glutamine-hydrolyzing) activity. The record is from RefSeq and is a predicted model, not a curated record. NCBI's taxonomy places the organism in Eukaryota, Viridiplantae, Streptophyta, Magnoliopsida, Asterales, Asteraceae.